AGAGAGCGACCAGCCCUGAGAUCGUGUAAUUCCUAUAGUCCUUUCACUACACGAGAAUAAGCUGUCACAAUGGGUGAUGCGGCAAUGGCAGACUUUGGGGCAGCUGCCCCCUUCCUCAGGAAGUCGGACAAGGAGCGCCUGGAAGCUCAAACCCGAAUAUUUGAUAUCAAGACUGAGGUCUUUAUCCCUGACGUAGUGGAGGAGUUUGUAAAAGCCAAAAUCAUCAGCCGCGAAGCUGGGAAAGCGACAGCUGAAACAGCCGCUGGAAAGACAGUCACUGUGAAGGACACAGACAUCCACCAGCAAAACCCUCCAAAGUUCGAUAAAAUUGAGGACAUGGCGAUGCUCACCUUCCUGCAUGAGCCGGCUGUGCUUUAUAACCUCAAAGAGCGUUACGCAGCCUGGAUGAUUUAUACAUACUCAGGUCUCUUCUGUGUGACAGUGAAUCCCUACAAGUGGCUCCCUGUGUACAAUGCAGAGGUGGUGUCUGCUUAUCGUGGGAAGAAGAGGAGUGAAGCUCCCCCCCAUAUAUUUUCCAUCUCUGACAAUGCUUAUCAGUACAUGCUGACAGAUCGUGAGAACCAGUCCAUCCUUAUCACUGGAGAAUCUGGUGCUGGGAAGACUGUGAAUACCAAGCGUGUCAUUCAGUACUUUGCCAGCAUUGCAGCCAUUGGUGGCAAAAAGGAUGCAGCCGGUGCCAACAAGGGGACUCUGGAAGAUCAAAUCAUCCAGGCUAACCCUGCUCUGGAGGCUUUUGGCAACGCCAAGACAGUCAGAAAUGACAACUCCUCUCGAUUUGGUAAAUUCAUCCGAAUUCACUUUGGUGCUUCUGGGAAACUGGCGUCUGCUGAUAUUGAGACCUAUCUCCUGGAGAAAUCUCGCUGCAUCUUCCAGCUGAAGUCUGAAAGAAAUUAUCACAUCUUCUACCAGAUCUUGUCCAAUAAGAAGCCAGAGCUUCUGGACAUGAUGCUUGUUACCAAUAACCCAUACGACUAUUCAUACAUAUCCCAAGGAGAAGUAACAGUGGCCUCCAUAGAUGAUUCUGAAGAGCUCCUUGCUACAGAUAGUGCCUUCGAUGUCCUGGGUUUCACAGCUGAGGAAAAGGUUGGGAUUUACAAGAUGACAGGAGCUAUCAUGCAUUCUGGGAACAUGAAGUUCAAGCAGAAACAGCGUGAGGAGCAAGCAGAGCCUGAAGGGUCUGAGGAGGCUGAUAAAGCUGCGUUCCUAAUGGGUCUCAAUUCUGCUGACCUACUGAAGGGUUUGUGCCACCCUAGGGUCAAAGUCGGCAAUGAGUAUGUCACCAAAGGGCAGAAUGUCCAGCAGGUAAAUUACUCUAUUGGUGCUCUGGCCAAGUCAGUGUAUGAGAAGAUGUUCCUGUGGAUGGUGGUGAGAAUUAACACCACGCUGGAGACCAAGCAGCCCAGACAAUACUUCAUAGGAGUGCUGGAUAUCGCAGGAUUCGAGAUCUUUGAUUUUAACAGCUUUGAGCAGCUCUGUAUUAACUUCACAAAUGAGAAGCUCCAACAGUUCUUUAACCACCACAUGUUUGUGCUGGAGCAAGAGGAGUACAAGAAGGAGGGGAUCGAGUGGGAGUUUAUAGAUUUUGGCAUGGACUUGCAGGCCUGCAUUGACCUCAUAGAGAAGCCCAUGGGUAUCAUGUCCAUCCUUGAAGAGGAAUGCAUGUUUCCAAAAGCAAGUGAUUUGACCUUCAAAGCCAAACUGUAUGACAAUCACCUGGGAAAGUCCAACAACUUCCAGAAGCCAAGGAACUUAAAAGGAAAGCCUGAGGCUCACUUUGCCCUUGUGCACUAUGCGGGCACCGUGGACUAUAACAUUAUGGGCUGGCUGGAGAAGAACAAGGACCCCCUUAAUGAGACAGUGGUGGGACUGUACCAGAAAUCCUCCCUCAAACUGUUGGCACAUUUGUUUGCUAAUUACGCUGCUUCCGAUUCAGACACUGGAAAAGGGAAAGGUGGGAAGAAGAAGGGGUCUUCCUUCCAGACAGUAUCUGCUCUGCACAGGGAGAACCUAAACAAGCUGAUGACCAACCUCAAAACCACCCACCCUCACUUUGUACGUUGUAUUAUUCCCAAUGAACGAAAGUCUCCAGGGGAAAUGGAUAAUCCACUUGUGAUGCACCAGCUGAGAUGUAACGGUGUACUUGAAGGGAUCCGAAUCUGCAGGAAGGGAUUCCCUAACCGCAUCCUUUAUGGAGACUUCCGGCAGAGAUACCGAAUCCUGAACCCUGCAGCCAUUCCUGAGGGACAGUUCAUAGAUAGCAAGAAGGGUGCAGAAAAACUUCUGGGAUCUCUAGAAAUUGAUCACACUCAAUACAAGUUUGGACACACCAAGGUGUUCUUUAAGGCUGGCCUUUUGGGUUUGCUAGAGGAAAUGAGAGAUGAGCGCCUCUCUAAAAUUAUAACACGCAUCCAGGCACAGUCUCGAGGACUGCUGAUGAGAAGAGAGUUUAAAAAGAUUUUGGAGCGCAGAGAUGCCCUCCUAGUAAUUCAGUGGAACAUCCGAGCUUUCAUGGGUGUGAAGAACUGGCCAUGGAUGAAACUUUAUUUUAAGAUUAAACCUCUGCUGAAGAGCGCAGAAACUGAAAAGGAGAUGGCAAAUAUGAAGGAGGAGUUUGGAAGACUGAAAGAAGCUCUGGAGAAAUCAGAGGUCCGACGCAAAGAGCUUGAGGAGAAGAUGGUGUCCAUGCUGCAGGAAAAGAAUGAUCUGCAGUUGCAAGUCCAGGCUGAACAAGAUAAUCUAAAUGAUGCUGAUGAGCGAUGUGAACAACUGAUUAAGAACAAAAUCCAGCUGGAGGCCAAGCUAAAGGAGCAAACAGAGAGACUGGAGGAUGAAGAGGAGAUGAACGCUGAGCUGACGGCAAAAAAGAGGAAGCUGGAAGAUGAAUGUUCUGAGCUCAAGAAGGAUAUUGAUGAUCUUGAGCUGACUCUGGCCAAAGUGGAGAAAGAGAAGCACGCCACAGAAAAUAAGGUCAAAAACCUAACUGAAGAAAUGGCUGCUUUGGAUGAAAUUAUUGCUAAAUUGACCAAGGAGAAGAAAGCCCUCCAAGAGGCUCACCAGCAGACACUUGAUGAUCUUCAGGCUGAGGAGGAUAAAGUCAAUAGCUUAACUAAAGCUAAGGCCAAGCUAGAACAGCAAGUUGAUGAUCUGGAAGGUUCUUUGGAACAAGAGAAGAAAGUCAGAAUGGAUCUAGAGCGAGUGAAGCGAAAGAUGGAAGGGGACUUGAAAUUAACACAGGAAAAUGUGAUGGAUCUGGAGAAUGACAAGCAACAGCUAGAAGAGAAGCUGAAGAAGAAAGAGUUUGAAUUAAGCCAACAAACCAGCAAGAUUGAAGAUGAGCAAAUAAUGGGCAUGCAACUUCAAAAAAAAUUAAAAGAGCACCAGGCUCGUAUUGAAGAAUUGGAAGAAGAACUAGAAGCUGAGAGGACAGCUCGAGCCAAGGUGGAGAAACUUCGCUCUGACCUAUCAAGAGAGCUGGAAGAGAUCAGCGAACGUCUAGAGGAGGCUGGAGGAGCAACCUCGGUGCAGCUGGAGCUGAACAAGAAGAGGGAAGCAGAGUUCCUGAAACUAAGGAGGGACCUGGAGGAAUCCACCUUACACUCAGAGGCCACAGCAGCUACCCUGAGGAAGAAGCAUGCAGACACUGUAGCAGAGCUGAGUGAGCAGAUAGACAACCUCCAGAGAGUGAAACAGAAGCUGGAGAAGGAGAAGAGUGAAUUCAAACUGGAGCUGGAUGAUGUGGCGUCCAACAUGGAACAAGUGGUGAAAUCCAAGGCCAAUCUAGAGAAGAUGUGUCGCACAUUAGAGGAUCAAAUGAAUGAGCAUCGAACCAAGUAUGAAGAGACACAGAGAACGCUCAAUGAUUUCACCUCCCAGAAAGCCAAGCUGCAGACAGAAAAUGGUGAGCUGGCACGCAGGCUGGAUGAAAAAGAGGCACUGGUGUCACAACUUACCCGGGGUAAACAGACUUACACCCAGCAGAUGGAGGAUCUGAAAAGGCAGAUGGAAGAGGAAUCCAAGGCUAAAAAUGCACUUGCCCAUGCCCUGCAAUCAGCCCGCCAUGACUGCGACCUUCUUCGAGAACAAUAUGAGGAAGAGCAGGAAGCCAAAGCAGAGCUGCAGAGAGUGUUGUCCAAAGCCAACUCUGAGGUAGCGCAGUGGAGAACCAAGUAUGAAACUGAUGCCAUCCAGAGAACUGAAGAACUGGAGGAGGCCAAGAAGAAAUUGGCACAAAGACUGCAAGAGGCUGAGGAGGCUGUAGAAGCAGUGAAUGCCAAAUGCUCAUCCCUGGAAAAGACCAAGCACAGAUUACAGAAUGAGAUUGAAGACUUGAUGGUGGACCUGGAGCGGUCAAAUGCUGCAGCUGCUGCACUGGACAAGAAGCAAAGGAACUUUGACAAGAUCCUUGCUGAAUGGAAGCAGAAAUAUGAGGAGUCCCAGACAGAGCUUGAGUCUGCACAGAAAGAGGCUCGUUCUUUGAGCACUGAGCUCUUCAAGCUGAAGAACGCCUAUGAGGAGUCUUUAGAACAUAUGGAAACCUUCAAGAGAGAGAAUAAGAACUUACAGGAGGAAAUAUCAGACCUGACAGAACAGCUGGGAGAGGGUGGAAAGAGCAUCCAUGAGUUGGAGAAGAUCCGUAAACAGCUGGAGCAAGAGAAGAUGGAGUUGCAGUCUGCCCUGGAGGAGGCUGAGGCUUCCUUGGAACAUGAAGAAGGCAAAAUUUUGCGUGUUCAGCUGGAAUUUAACCAGAUUAAGUCUGAGAUUGAACGAAAAUUGGCAGAAAAAGAUGAAGAAAUGGAACAACUCAAAAGGAACAAUCAGCGUGUGGUGGACUCACUGCAAACCUCCCUUGAAUCUGAAACAAGGAGCCGUAACGAAGCCUUAAGGAUCAAGAAAAAAAUGGAAGGAGAUUUGAAUGAGAUGGAAAUCCAGCUAAGUCAGGCCAACCGUGUAGCUGCUGAAGCACAGAAACAACUGAAAGUGGCACAUGGAAAUCUCAAGGAUGCACAGAUUCAGUUGGAUGACACAAUACGAGCUAAUGAGGAACUUAAGGAGAACAUUGCAAUUGUGGAAAGAAGAAAUAUGCUGCUUCAGGCAGAGCUGGAGGAACUGCGAUCGCUAGUGGAACAGACAGAGCGAGCACGCAAACUUGCUGAACAAGAGCUUAUAGAGACCAGUGAGAGAGUACAGCUACUCCACACCCAGAACACAAGUCUUAUAAACCAGAAGAAGAAAAUGGAGUCUGACCUGGCUCAGCUUCAGUCAGAAGUGGAGGAAGCAGUACAGGAAUGUCGCAAUGCAGAGGAGAAAGCUAAGAAAGCCAUCACUGAUGCUGCCAUGAUGGCAGAGGAACUGAAGAAGGAGCAGGACACAAGUUCCCAUUUGGAAAGAAUGAAAAAGAACAUGGAGCAAACUAUCAAGGACCUUCAGCAGCGGCUGGACGAGGCUGAGCAGAUUGCCAUGAAGGGUGGGAAAAAGCAACUGCAGAAACUGGAGGCUCGAGUCCGUGAACUAGACAAUGAGCUAGAUGCAGAGCAAAAGCGCAACGCUGAAUCUGUGAAAGGAAUGAGGAAAUAUGAGAGGCGCAUUAAAGAACUCACGUACCAGACAGAGGAAGACAAGAAGAACUUGGCUCGUCUUCAGGACCUUGUUGACAAGCUGCAGCUCAAAGUGAAAGCUUAUAAGAGACAGGCGGAGGAGGCUGAGGAACAAGCCAAUACAAAUCUGUCUAAGUUCCGUAAGGUUCAGCAUGAGCUGGAUGAGGCUGAAGAACGAGCAGACAUUGCCGAGUCCCAGGUCAACAAACUAAGAGCCAAAACUCGAGACAUAGGUGGUAAGCAGAAACUCCAUGAAGAGGAGUAGAGUGGAAGAAACUUCCCUCCUACCAACACAUUUUUCUAAAUUGUACAUAUUGUGUAAAACCAGCUCCUAAUAAAGAGUGACUGCAAACUACAAAA
Bombina bombina (fire-bellied toad) is the source of this 5975-nucleotide messenger RNA. Its product is annotated as myosin-6-like. Gene Ontology annotation, cellular component: myosin complex. The record is from RefSeq and is a predicted model, not a curated record. NCBI's taxonomy places the organism in Eukaryota, Metazoa, Chordata, Amphibia, Anura, Bombinatoridae. Gene Ontology annotation, molecular function: actin filament binding; ATP binding; cytoskeletal motor activity.